UGUGUCCAUAGAUGGAGUAGCUCUGCUUCCUGCUCUUGUUGUGCUUCCUGUUAUCUUUUCUCUGGUUCUUACUCUUUUGGGCCCUUUUAGGGGCUGAAGGAGGCAUGUCUGUCUCAGGGGUUUGCACACUGCUCUGUUUCUGACAGAAAGGAAUGACUUUGUAUUCCUGCUGACAUGAAUCUCAAUCUCAUAUGUUACUCCGAACACUGAAGCUGACACCUUGAUGUUUCUUUGAGUCAUCACUUAUUUCCUACCUCUUAAAUGUUGCUGAACUGACUAAUGCCCUUUUAUUAUUCCUCAGUAGCUGCCAAGAAGAAGACAAAGUACAGUAGUGUGCAUGAGGCAGUGAAAGCUGGGGAUGUGGAACAGCUUGCGUCAAUGAUAAGAAGUGGAGCUGGUAUUAAUGAGGUGGAUUUAGUCCACAAAUUCACACCGCUGCACUGUGCUGCCCACUCUGGAAGCCUGGAGUGCCUUCACUGGUUGCUCUGGCAUGGAGCUGAUACAACACAUGUGACUGUGGGAGGCUGGACAGCAGCUCACCUUGCGGCUAUCCGGGGUCAGGAUGCUUGCAUGCAGGCUUUGUUAGUGAAUGGAGCAAAUGCAGAAGCUCAGGAUGACCGUGGGUGCACACCCUCACACUUGGCUGCAGCCCAUGGGCACUCAUACACCUUGCAGACCUUACUGCGACAUGGAGUGAAUGUGAAUGUUUCAGACAGGAAGGACUGGAAGCCUGUUCAUUAUGCUGCUUUCCAUGGCCGCUUGGGCUGUUUGCAGCUUCUCCUUAGAUGGGGAGCAUGUAUCGAUGAUGUGGAUAACAAUGGAAACCUUCCAGCUCACCUAGCAGCAGUGGAAGGGCACUUGCAUUGCUUCAAGUUCUUGGUCAGUAAAAUGGCCACUGUGAUGCACACACUGAAAGCCAGGAAUGACCAAGGAGAGACUCCAAGGGACUUGGCUGAACGGUUCUAUAAAGAUAAUAUCCUGCAGUAUAUUGAUGGUGUGGAAAAAGAGAGACAGCAUCUAGAGACACAGGCAGUUUUAGCUUUCCCAGCUCAUGGUGCUGCUUCCAAAGGGGACUUGUUAACACUUAGAGGAUUAGUGGGAAGUGGAGUGAUCAAUAUGAAUGAGCGGGAUGAUGAGGGAUCCACUCUCAUGCACAAAGGAAGUAAACAAACAUAGCAAGGGGCUGUUAUGAAGAAAUGGAUUUAUUCUUCCUUCAAAAGAAUAAGCUUGAGAAAGCAGCUUCUAGGUUUCAGCUAGACAUGCCAAAUGCUUUCUUCUGUAUGUGAGACACCAUUCCUGGCACCAUGUGGUGUGAGCAGCGGUCAUGCCAGGUCAUAUGAACAGGCCAAGCUGUUGUGUUACACUGAAGCUGAGAAGUUUUGCCUUCACUGUCUGGCCCAAGAAAUGAUGUCCCUAUAGCUGCAGCACAAAGCCUUGGCCUCUCUCCUCCAUAAGACAACAUUACACACUGGGGUAACCAGGCUGUCCAUCCCAGAUAGAUGGGAGCCCGAAGCUGGAGAGAGGUGAUGGUGCUUUGCUGCAGAUCUAAGACACACACUGGCCUUACUGCAGGGGAGUCUGAGGCAACAGUUACUUCUGUGUCUCAUGCUUAGUGCAUGAGAUUGGGCAAGUUUAAUUUAACUUGUGCCCAGGAAGAGCUGCCAGUAAAUAUCUAGAACUAGAAAGAGUCACAGAACCACAUUUAAUGGGCUUCCCUAAUGGUUCUGUAUGACUUGAGCAUCUUGACAUAGAGGCUUCUCUUGCAAUAGUAUCUCCACUGUGGUGUUCUAGUGAUCCCAGCCUCUGGCAUGUCAGAUAAUGACAAGAGGAGAACAUUUUAGAUUUGAAAUGCUUCAGUUGAAUAUACCUGACUUAUGUGCACCUUCCUUCCCUUAGCUGCUGGACAGGGGCAGAUCCAGUGCCUACAGUGGUUGAUUGAAAUGGGAGCUGACUGUGACAUUACAAAUGAUGCUGGAGAGACUCCAAAGGAUGUAGCCAAGAGGUAGCAGUCCAUAUCCUGUAGCUCUGCCAUUUAUUUCCUUACUAUUUAUAUAUCAAUAACAUGUCAGCUUUCUUGGGAUUAAUCCUGAUUUUCAGUGAUGGAGCAAGAACAGAUCAGGCCCAUGUAUUCCAGUUCUGAGUGAUAAGCAAAGCUGUACUGUAGCUAUAAAAUGAUUUAAUUUUCACUUUAGUUAGAUAUUUUAGCAAGGUCAGACAUGAAAGAUGGAAACUAGCUGACCUGCGAAAGGUUGUGAACCAGUAUGCUCACAGUUUGCUCUACAAAGUAAAUGGGAAGCAGCUCAGGCCACCUAGGUUUUGCAUGAAUAAAAAGAAUUCAUGUUUUUAUGGGAUUCAAUUACAAAACCCUGCAAAGGAAAAGACACCUCCGAUGUUGGAGUUAUUGUCAUAAGAUUCCAUGGAGGCAGAGCUCAUGCCAUCAGAAUAUUAUAAAAGCAGAUGAGCUGCUCAUAGCUUGUGCUUCCUUUAAUCCUGACCCCCUCUAUGAUAAAUGGGAAUAUGAGGAGUUUCAGAGAGUUUCUCUCACAAGCAUUUUGCAGGCAAUGGGGAUAUUUCAGUGCAGGUUCACUGUUCUCCCUGCAGAUUUGCCCAACUGGCAGCUGUGGAACUUCUGACACAGAGAACUGGAGACAGUAACUCAAGUGAUGAAGAACUAGAUGCAAACAACAUAAAGUUCUUUGAAAGCCAUGGUGUGGAAGGGAGCACAGAUAGCAAAGCA
Neopsephotus bourkii (Bourke's parrot) is the source of this 2737-nucleotide messenger RNA. It is a transcript of the gene ANKRD42, whose product is annotated as ankyrin repeat domain 42. Lineage: Eukaryota; Metazoa; Chordata; Aves; Psittaciformes; Psittacidae. The record is from RefSeq and is a predicted model, not a curated record. The coding region runs from base 280 to 1176 and encodes 298 amino acids. Gene Ontology annotation, molecular function: protein binding. The transcript is spliced from 7 exons.